Molecule: messenger RNA, 417 nt
Organism: Danaus chrysippus (African queen)
Lineage: Eukaryota; Metazoa; Arthropoda; Insecta; Lepidoptera; Nymphalidae
Source: the annotation of a GenBank genome assembly
AUGGACGUGUUACUUGAAGAAAGUACUACGGAAAAAAUACCAAUUCUGUUAGAAGACAUAUGCAAAGAAUUAUUAAGUCAAGACAAAUCUUUAGAUACACUUCAAAAGGAUUUAUUUUUUGUUUUGAUCGUGGUUAUAAUGAGAGAAAAUGGUUUUUUACCUAUAUCUCAAGAUGGCCGUGUGCCGUUAUUGUGCGCUGAUGAUUUGGAGGUGAAUAGAGCCGUGGAGGGGCCGCGGGUGGCGCGCGACGGGCCGCCGUGGCGGUGCUACGGACCCAUGCUCACUCACAGUCGAUCUGAUGGCGAUUUUCCCAUAUACACAAGAGGUGAGCGUACUCCGUUACAGCGUCCUCACUCAGAGGCCUUGAACUUUGGAGACUCGGAUCGUCUCACUAUCGCGACUGCUACGGUUCUUUAA